Molecule: messenger RNA, 1083 nt
Organism: Magnolia sinica
Lineage: Eukaryota; Viridiplantae; Streptophyta; Magnoliopsida; Magnoliales; Magnoliaceae
Product: peroxidase 44-like
Biological process (GO): hydrogen peroxide catabolic process; response to oxidative stress
Cellular component (GO): plasmodesma; plant-type cell wall
Molecular function (GO): peroxidase activity; heme binding
Source: RefSeq, a predicted model, not a curated record
AUGAAGAUGUUCCUCUUCUUAUUAUUUCUCUCCUUUCUUUCCAUUGUGUUAGCUGAUAUUCGAGUGGGCUUCUACACUCCACGUGCCCACAACUCCACGUGCCCACAAGCAGAAUCCAUCAUCAAAGGAGUGGUGCAAAAGCACUUCACCACGUAUCCUUCCAUCACAGCAGCCUUCCUUCGCAUGCAUUUCCAUGACUGUUUGGUUAGAAUAAAGAUAUUCGGUUGUGAUGCGUCGAUACUAAUAGAUUCAAACAAGAAGAAGACAUCAGAGAAGGCCGCUGGACCAAACCUAACAGUCCGAGGAUUCGAGAUCAUCGACGAAGCCAAGAAAAGCUUAGAGAAGCAAUGCCCAUCAACCGUCUCAUGUGCAGAUAUAAUAACCAUAGCAACUAGAGAUGCAGUUGCCUUCUCAGGCGGACCAAAGUAUUUAGUGCCCACUGGGAGAAGGGACGGGCUAGUCUCGAACGUAAGUGAAGUGAGAUUACCUGGUCCUGCAUCCUCCAUCUCACAAGCAUUGCAAGAUUUCACAGCGAAAGGGCUUACUCUAAAUGACAUGGUUAUUCUUUUGGGUGCACAUACAGUUGGUGUAGCUCAUUGCGGGUUCUUUCAGUACCGACUCUUGAAUUUUAAUGGGACGGGUAAACCAGACCCUUCCAUGGAUUCUAAUCUAGUGGCUCAGCUUACUAAAACUUGUGGGAAGAAAUCAAGGCCAUUGAAAAAGGAACCAACUGCAUUUUUGGAUCAAAAUACAUCAUUUGUGAUCAAUAAUCAAUAUUACAAUCAGCUUGUUUUGAAGAGAGGGAUACUUCAGAUAGACCAGGAGCUUACUCUGGAUAGGUCUACAGCUGGUAUAGCAUCUAGCUUUGGGUCGGAUGGAGCUGGGUUUCUUGAGAAUUUUGCUGAUGCCAUGGUAAAACUGGGGAGUUUUCAAGUUUUAGUGGGGAAUGCUGGAGAGAUUAGGAAGAAUUGCGGGGCCUUCAAUUAACCCAUUUCAAUAUCUAAAUUCUGAAAUGACUAAAAGAAGGGUUUAUUGAUAUUUUAUGUCCGACUGCAACUGUGUGCAAUGUAGAAAAUAAUUACA